UUACAUUUUUUUCCCCAGUUAAUUUGGCACAGAUUUAAAAUGUGAAACAGUUCUAGACCCCUUGCUUUUACUGUUCUCUCACCAGCAAACCCUUUAAUGUAGCCAACAAUGGCUUUCCGCAUGAACUUCAGAUUUAGUUCGUUUGCUUCAGGUGAUGGUUCUCAAACUUACUAUAAGCACCUGAAGGACUUGUUAAACACAUACUGCUGAGGCCCUCCCCUAGAGUUUCUGGUAAUAGGUCUGUGCUGGGCUUGAGAAUGUGUACUUCUAACAAGGCUCAGGUACUGAUGCUGCAGAUCUGGGUUCUUCACUUUGAGAACAACUACCUUUUGGCCAAAUGUAGUAUCACCUUGCAGUAGGUUGGGGUUCAGAAGACCCUUGUUUGAGCACUUCUGUGUUGGAAACUAGUAAUCUGAUCUUUUGUGGAUAAUUUAAUCACCUAGGUCUGAAUAUUUUGUUCGUAAAAUUAAGAACGUGUACUUAACUGAGUACUAUAUGCUAAAUUUGAGGUGAAAUAUUGAUGAGUUCUUCCCGUUGGUUUUCUUAAUUCUCUUGAUAGGGACAUCACUUUUUGAUCAUAUAAAUUACACCUGUAUUCUGGGCUUUUGCUGUGAAUUCCUAGUAUUGCUAAAAUCCUGCUAUUUCUUAACUACCUGUUAAGUUCCUUAAGGUCAGACCUUCUGCUUUUUUUGUCUUUCUCUGCCCAGCGCCUUGAAUAGUGUGGGAUACAAUUGAUGCUCAGUAGAUACUUGUGGGUUGAUCUCCAUCCCUUGUCUUUCUCCCCUCUUGAACUUUUUCUCCCCUGACCUUAUGCUAUACAGUAAAGCAGGUUAUGCUUAUGCCACCUGAUUACCCCAAGAGAUUGGAAUGAAUGCUAAUGCCAAAUUCCUGCAGCUAUCCCUGUGAACGGUUUAUUACCCAGGAGCCCUGCCGAUUUCUGAAUUUUCAGUGUUUCUAGAAUAUAUACAAGUUGGGGAAGGAGAAAUAGAAAGCUAAAUUAAACUCAACAUGCAUUUAUUGGGCACCUUUUCUACUAAGGGCUUGACAAAGUGGUAGGCACUGGGAAUAUAAAAAUGAAUAAGGAGAUCCUUGCUCUUGAGGGCAGGGCCCACAGUGAGGAGACGGACACUAAGCCAUGCCCACAGCAAGAAUGACUUCUGGGAUUACUUCUUUGGGUCAUGAUUUGGUCUUCAGUGGGAACCUGGUACUCCUCAGAUUCCUCUGGUUCAGCAGGCAGGGAUCCCAUCCUUUAUCAUCUCCUCAAAUGCAGGGGAGCCUUGAGCAAAGCCAGAAUGAAGUCAUCCAGACAUAGAACAGGGGGUAUCCACACAGGGUGUGUUAAUUAAAAAGCUGAAAACAAAGUAAAUGACUUGAAUUUACUGCCGUUAUGAAUUAUCUAUAGCAAAGCCUCAGGUCAGCUCUAUUAUAUAUGAUGUUGGGUUAUUUCCCAUUAGAUGAUGGUUCCUCAGACUGUGUGAUUGGCAUUGACUGUGUUCAUUGUAGGAAUUGCAUACAUAAGUCUCACUGCCAAAAGAGAGCUAUUGCUCUCAUCAGGAUGGGUGUCAGGUUUGAUGUCCCCUCCUUUUCUUGCUUCAGGUUAGUUUGUGAUGUUCUGUUUUAAACUGAGGUUUAUACAUUGACCUGCUUCAUUUAGGCCAGUAACUGCUUUGGGGUAAUUUUCCUGAAGGUUAGAAAGCCUAGCUUUAUAUGGAGGCUAACCAACAUGACCAUGAUGACCAGGUAUAUAAAUAUGGCCUCUUAAAAAUCUGUAUUUGAGGCCAGGCAUGGUGGCUCACGCCUGUAAUCCCAGCACUUUGGGAGGCCGAGGCGGGUGGAUCACGAGGUCAAGAGAUGGAGACCAUCCUGGUCAGCAAGGUGAAACCCCGUCUCUACUAAAAAUACAAAAAUUAGCUGGGCAUGAUGGCGCGCGCCUGUAGUCCUAGCUACUUGGGAGGCUGAGGCAGGAGAAUUGCUUGAACCCAGGAGGCAGAGGUUGCGGUGAGCCGAGAUCGCACCAUUGCACUGCAGCCUGGGUAACAAGAGCGAAACUCCGUCUCAAAAAAUAAAUAAAUAAAAUAAAUCUGUAUUUGAGGCUGGGUGAAGUGGCUCAUAUCUGUAAUUCUAACAUUUUGGGAGACCAAAGCAGGCUGAUCACUUGAGCCCAGGUAUUUGAGACCACCCUGGGCAACAUGGCAGAACCCCAUCUCUACAGAAAAAUUAGAAAAUAGCUAGGUGUGGUGGCAUGUGCUGUAGUCCCAGUUACUUGGGAAGCUGGGGCGGGAGGAUGGCCUGAAUCUGGGAGUCAGAGAUUGCAGUGAGUUGUGAUCUUGCCACUGCACUCCAGUCUGGCAACAAAGUAAAACCUUGUCUCAAAACUUGAAAAUUUGUAUUUGGCCCCUAGCCCUCCUCAACUCUUGAGUAAAUCUUUCUCAAUAUCCUAGGCUGAUACAUUAUGGCCCAAAUCCAACAGAGAUGCUAUAUGACCUUGUUCCUCUCAAAGCCCCUCAUCGCCAUCAAAAAGCUGGUCCAGUUCUCUACCUUUAGAUGAAGAAUCGUCCCAGGAUUCAACAUGAGCUGCUGCUGUGACUUUUCCAAGAUGACACAUCUUUACGAUGUAGGGCAGGGGACAGAACACAGGUCACCCUUCCUCGAAGGCAGCUAUCUACUACCUGGUAUUGCCUCUUAGGCCCACCAUAUAUAAAACCACCAAAAACAUUUUAGUUAAGAAGAAAGUGAAUUAUUAUAAUUUUCAUUUUUAAUUUUUGUGUUUAUAUUUACUCUCAAUGACAUGUUUAUUCCUACCUAGUAUCUUGAGGCUAACCAUAAAAUCUACAGCAUUUCAAGGUGGAAGAUAUUUGUGUCUUAGCUUUCACUGACUUCCCUGUACUACCUCCUACUUAUUUGACCUCUGUUUCUUUCCUCCUGUCUUCCCUUUCUCUAUGCCGUAUUCUCUUUCUUUGAAACCUAUUGUAACAAGUUUUGAGCCAUUUCUCCCCUUGCUAGUCAAAUACUACUUUUAUGAAGAGGAAAAAAAAAACUUACGUAGCAAAAAUAUUUUACAGAAACAGUUUUAAACAUGGUUUAAAGCAUACUGAUCAUGUGUUAGAAGGCCAAAAGCCAGGGAAUGCGUUUCCUUUCAUUCAUUGUGUCAUCUAGGUUAAGUUUUCAUGGGACUUCUUGGUACACUGAGUUUGCCUCAAAUUGUCUCCUGCCAGUUACAGGGAGUAGAGAGGACUUUGAUACAUUGGUAGUUAGAAGCAUUGCUGAUAUGAUCUUCAGUGGGAGAACCUAUGUUUAAGGUUCUGUCUCAUCUGUAUUCCAACACUCAUUUAAUCCUACUUCAUAAGUGCCUCCAAGACAAGAAUUGUUUUUUGGUUUACCAUGGUUUCUUCAAUAUAACAAUAAACAGACCAAGAUUUUCCUUAUGCAAUCUAUUUUUUGUAAUUAGGAUGAAAUAAACGACCGUUUGCUUAUUUAAAUCUUGCCUCCUUCCCAAAAGGAUUUCAAAUAGCUUGAAGGAAAAACGAAUGAAAUACGUAGAGCACCUACCCUAUGCCACACUCUAUGCUGAAGGAUUUCUAUAGGUUAUUUCAUUUACUCCUUAAAACAACCACAUGAGAUAGGUAGUAAUAGCCACAUUUUUGAGGCUAAGACAGGCUUAGGGAGAUUGUGUUACAUGGAUAAUAAGCAAGGUCAGGAAUUCAGAUCCAGCACUCCAAGGCCCCUAACCAUAUAUGGAAAGCCUAGAUAAAAGCUUGCAUAUAGGACAAUUAAGAAUAAAAGAAUAUCUCCAUUAGAAGGAUUGUACUGGGCUAGUCUUUCAUUUGAAAGAAUAGCAGCAGCAUUAGAAAGAGCAGUUAACAGAUUUUAUUAGUGGAUUUCUAUUCUAGAACACUGAGAGGAGCUGUUGACAGGCCCUGGUUAGCCCCAGCAAGCAGUCAUAUUAAAAUUCCCAAAGUGUAGGCCAGCAUUAAGGUAGAAAAUAAGAAUGGGGACUGGAAGGGAUAUAAAUAUCUACUAAAUGUAAUAAUUUCAGUUCUGAUCACUAUUUUCUUCUGAAGAUUAUUUGCCAGUUAAUAGGCAGAUUACUGUCUCUCCUUUAGGUUGACAGUACAUGACUACAGAGUCUGCCAUUCAGGGUCCGGAAAGAUCACCCUAGCUAGUAGCAUUUUAAGGCAGAGAACUGGAUAUUCUUUCAUUGCCUGUGGUUUUCUGUUCUUCUCAAGAGAAUUGAGCUUGGGUCUUCACUGCCACGUGACACCUUCAGAUAAGGGGCAGAGAUAGCUGGGCUCUGAGGAUUGCACAAAGGAUUGCACACCUUCAUAUCUUCUCUCCUGUCCUAUGUAUUGUAGGAACACACACUCAAGACACUAGGUUGCAUCUUUGCAGAUACUGUUUUAGUGUCUUCUGGAACCAUCUCUUACUUAAUCCUGGCCUGGUUUCAUAUUCUCUCUAUUCUCUCUCUAGUUUUUAUCCUACUCUGGAACUCUUCCAGGGACAGACAUUGAGAAAAGAUACUAGAACAGCAAAAGCAACAAAUUGCAAGGUAUACUUGUGGCAUAGUAUAUCCCAUUAAUAAUAGAAUAAAAACAACAUCUGUUUUCUGCCUCUAAUAUUUAUACUUGACAAUUGCACAACACAGUUCAUAAAGCUCUCACAUCUCAGAUAAUCACUGAGUUAGGAGAGUGGUUAUCUGCAGAGGGCUUUACCUUUUACAAGGUCUCUUGUGUAUGUUACUUCGUGAAACCCUUGAGGAAGCUCCAGUUUCUUGGGUAUCUGGGGCUGGGUCGUACAUCUUCGGAUACCCAGUUUGGUGCCGUGCACAGCACUGCUGUACCUCCUACUCGUUUCUCGUCUUUUGCCCACCAAGACUUCUUCCUUCAUUCCCUCGAUUACUAAUCUGUUUUCCUUCAUCUUCCUAGGCUGCCAAAGUAAAUGCAAAACAAGCAACAGAAAUCUCAGCUUGUGACUUCCGAAGGGCAUUUUUAAAUGGCAGGUUUUGUGUGGCGCUGUUACAUGUUCUUUUUUCCUUGGAGAGCAAAGCCCUCUGAAAGCCAGGAACUCUUUUGUCAAUGUAUAUGUUGUAGGAUCCAUACUGUGGAAUCUCUUGUACCUAGCGCUGCAUGAAAACAAUGAGGAUUCCAAGUCUACUUCACUGGAUGUCAGUUCUCAAACCUUUAAGAUAAUAAGUCCUUUUAUUAAGCCAAAAGACCUUAUAUAUUAAUUCUACCUUCCAGGGGUAGGAGUUGGGGCGGGGGUUGGAAAGUUUUGUCUGGAUAAAUAAUCAGUAUUGUAGUUGCAUUUAAUUAUUUGAUGUCUGAUUUUGUGCUUAUUAAAAUUGAUUUAAAUCCUCAAUGGAAAAUGAUUUUUUUUUCAAAUGCCCAGUGUUGUGUGACUUGCAUUUGGAUUAUUCCCAGUGCAACCUGCAGAUUCUUGUGAUGAGUUGUGGUUCCAUCACCUCGGGAACCACUAAGAGAAUUCCGUUACUCACAAUCCAAACAAUAAAUGUUUUUUUCCUAUCUAUGCCUUUAUCCAGCACACAGUUUGCUAGACAAAUGGAUGAAUAUGGGUUAAUAUGACAUGGUAUCUAUCCUUCUGGAAACAGACUUUUUAAAUCUUAUUAAGCGUUUUCUGCGUUCUUCAAAUAUGAAACAAGUGCCUGUUGUGUGCCAGGCAUCAAGCUGGAUGCAGCAUGUCCCUGACCUCAGAGCUUUACAGUCCAAUGAGUUCAACAGAAGAUGAACAAUUUUUAUGACACAAAAAAUAAACACAUAUAUGUGCUGCUGUGGGGGAGAUACAGGUUCCUGUGGCAGCAGCAUCUGGGAGGACCAGAGAAGGCAUCUUGGAAAAACUGCGAUCUGAAAGAUGAGUAGAGUUAACCACGUGAAGAGGGUGGAAAGGGGUGCUUCAGACAGGGUGAACAGUGUCAGGAAAGCCCAGGAAGGGUAUAGAAAAGAAAGACAGUAAUUCAAGCAGUGGCUUUCAAUGGGAUUGGCAGUCAUGGAAGGAAAGAGAGGUGGUGGGGACCAGCUUUUGAAGGGCUUUGUGUAUCAAAUUUAAAAAAGUUUAAAUGUUAUCCUAAGGUUACUGGGAAGCCUUAGGCAGAUUUUGUAUGUUAGGAAGUUCACCACUCACCUACUGGGAGUAUCAUAUGUGGAGCUAAUGUGGAUGGGCCUCCUGCCCAUUAUUAAAUCCUGUGCUUGUCUGCCCAUCUGCCCAUACCGUCUCUCCUUGUCUCUCUUUCUUAAAAGCUAAAGGAAAGCAUAUAGGUUCCAGAAGGAAAAAGAAAUAAAUGCUAGAAGAAUAAGUGUAAGCUGACUUUACCAUGGCCCAGUGAGAUUCCAAACCAAAAUAAAGCUUCUAGGGUUUGAGCUUUUAAUACUGGUACUCCAACAAGGAGAUACAACUUGGGGAGCUGAUGCAGUGUGAAAGUUAUGGAAUUGAGCAGCCUGCAAACCUGCACCUUUAAAAAUCUUCCUACUGUCCCAGGAAAAGUACAAGGAAGUAGGUUAUCCAGAGCCUUGGAUAGGCCAAACAUUACUUGAAGGCAUCAGUCCAAAUAAUACACUAAAAACAUUAUUCAGGAACACCCUGAGAAAUUAACAUAAAAACUGAUUUGGCCAGGCAUGGUGGCACAGGCUGUGAUUACAGUGCUUUGGGAAGCCAAAGUUGGAAAAUUACUUGAGAGGCCAGGAGUUCCAGGCUGUAGCAAGCUAUGAUUGCACUACUGCACUCCAGCCUGGGCAACAGAGAGACAGUCUUAAGAAUAAACAAACUGAUCCAAGAUCAUUGAAACCAUUAGCAUUUAGGAAGAAACAAAUGAAAUUACACUCAAGCAGCUAACAUUUACCAGGGCUCUGAGGACUCCCGAAGUAAAAAGAUUUUAAAAAAAUACAAGCCACUUCAGAAAACAAACCACCAUGAGGUAGAGAUAGCAGAGGAAAAAUCACACAGGAAGAUCUAGGAAUCGGAACCAUCCAAAAUAGACUGAAAGCAUGUUGCAAGUGAUGAGGAUAAUGAAAACAAUGUCAUAAGAGCAUGAAUUAAGAGGGUUUUGAGAAAGAAUAAAGAUAAUAUAGUAAUUGACUAUAAACUCAUUUGACGGGCAACAACAGAUGAGACACAGCUGUUAAAGAGUGGAUCGAUAACCUUGAACGUGGAUGUGAGGCAGCUGUAGUACAGCACAAAAGGAUUGAGAAAUGAAGGAGCCCUUUAGCUGCUUGUGGACACUGGUCUGGAAUGGGGACAGGACCAAGAAAACCAGUCAUGGAAGUUGAACUAAGUCAUGUCUCCAGUGUAUCAGUGCCUGUUAUGUGCCAGUGCUAUUUAGGAGCAGAAAAUAUUGUAAUUUUUUUUAAGUUGCUAUUAAUACCUUCUAGUGGGUCAUAAUGGCUCAACCGUGGGAAUGGCAAUAGAGAGGAAGAGAUGGAGGUAUUUGAAAGGCGUUUUUUUAGAGGGUGGAAUUAACAGGAUAUGGUGAAUAAUAAAAAAGAUAGUAAAAGCAUAAUGGAACAGUGGUUCUUCCUGUUAACAAUAGGAAGAAGCUUCAGAGUAGAGUUUUAUUCAUUUUAAAUGCAUUUAUUGUGUACUUUAUUAUAGGUAUUGGAGAUUGAUGGAAAAUAGUCCCUGACUUCAAAGAGUUACACAGGAAGGAUAAGCGAUGGCUAUGUAAUAUGACCAAUACUAUGAUAGAAAGGUGCCCAGGUCUCUAUGGGAGGACUUACAUGAUUUCUAACCAUGUCUAAGAGUAGGGGAAAUGGGAUCAAAGAAAACAUCUCAAGACAAAGUGUUAGCUUACGUCUUGAAAAAUUUUAAAGUUUAACCUAACCAAGGUUAAAGAAUGAAAAGAAACAUCAUGUUCAAAAGCCAAAGAACAUGGGACUCUUGUUUGCUUUCCAUGUAUGUGUGUGUGUGUGUGUGUGUGUGUGUGUGUGUGUGUGUAGUAUGUAUCUGAAAGGAUUGGAGAGGAGGGCAAAGAGAAUAACAAGAUGAAUGUCAACAUAAUGUAUAAUACUUUGAAGUUUGUAUUUCAAUUAACAAGAUAGCAGGGGGUGAUGGAAGGAUCUUAGAUAGGAAAAGAACAUGAGCACAUUUGCCAAGAGAGCUCGUUCUGGUGAUACUGAGUGGGAAUGUGAAGGUGACAAACCUGGAGCAGGUAGCUCGCAUUUGGAGGUGGUUGCAGUCAUCCAGAUGAGAAGCGAGAGGAACCUAAGCUGUAAAUCGUGGGAAUAAAAAUGAUAAGGCCGUUAAAAAGAAAUAGAACAUACUCUGUAUCAUGGAAAGGGGAUGGGUGAAAGGUGGAGAAUAGUCUAUGCAGAAGUAAAAACCUUCAGAAAGAUAUGGAGGCUGAAAAGGCACCCUGUUGUAGAGAGAUCAGCAAUGCAUUUUUUAUAACUAGGCAAUACAUGGAAAUGAUAGGAUCUGAAGCUUGAAAAAUAGCUUGAGGUCUGAUUAUAAAGAGCUUCAUGUCAUUUCCAGGAUUUGGAACUGAUCUUACUUUAAAAAGGGUUUGUUUUUAAAUAUUGAGUAACAUAGUUGAAAUUAUAAGAAUAGCCAAUGCCAUAUUAUGAUAGCUGGUGCCAUCACUCUCCUAAGCACUUCAAAGACAGUAAUACGUUUAAUCCUUACAAUAAGCCUAUUAGAUGAAACCCAUUAUUAUCUCCCUCUUGUAGACAGAGAAACCGGCUUAAGGAGAAUGAGAACAUGUCUAUGGUUCCACUGUGGAAAUACCUAGUAAACGAUAGAGCAGGAUUCAAACGCAGGCAGUUUAACUCCAGGACUUUCGCUCAUGACCUUACACACCUCCCUCAUGGUUGGUAUUUCUCAACCAUGGAUACACAUUAGAACUGCAUGUAACAUUUCGAAACAUACAGUUACCUGGAUUGACUGAGAAUCAGAGUGUUUGAAAAACACUGUGUGAUACUGUGUUUUGCAAAACCUCCACAAGUAAUUCUGAUGCACUUUGCUCAUAGCUGAGUACCGCGGGGAUCUUGGGAAGUUACAGUAGUAGUCCAGGCAGGAGACGACGAAGGCUCAAACCAAAGCGGUCUGUAGGAAGGAAGAGGAGGGAACAGACUUGGAGCCUUUAGAGGUGAAAUUGGCAGUAUUCACUGAGUGGAGAUACAGUAUUUUCUUGUGGAGUAUGAACCUUGCCUAGGAAAUGGGGUAGAGGACCAUACCUUUAGUUGAUUAUCCUCUCCCAACUGGAUCUGUUGAUUUAUGGCUAUGGAAGCUGGGGAAAGGAGGAUUUAAGCAUUUGAAGAAGUUUGUGUAGAGGAUUAUGAUUGAGCUCAGACUGUUGUCCUUGUGUAGUUUCAUGUUUAUACUAUUGUUUGUCUUUACUUCUCUACCUAGGGCCCGUGGGAGGAAAUAUUGGUGUGUCCAGGCUGAGGCUGGGAGCUAAUGACAGUGUGAGCUGCUCUAGAUGGUGUGAGACCACCCCAAAGCCAAGAAAUGACUACAGCCGUGGAACCAGAGGACCAGGAUCUUUGGGAAGAAGAGGGAAUUCUGAUGGUGAAACUGGAAGAUGAUUUCACCUGUAGGCCAGAGUCUGUCUUACAGAGGGAUGACCCAGUGCUGGAGACCUCCCAUCAGAACUUCCGACGCUUCCGUUACCAGGAAGCAGCAAGCCCUAGAGAAGCUCUCAUCAGACUCCGAGAACUUUGUCACCAGUGGCUGAGACCAGAGAGGCGGACAAAGGAGCAGAUCCUAGAGCUGCUUGUCCUGGAACAGUUUCUUACCGUCCUGCCUGGAGAACUACAGAGCUGGGUGCGGGGCCAACGGCCAGAAAGUGGCGAGGAAGCAGUGACGCUGGUGGAGGGUUUGCAGAAACAACCCAGGAGACCAAGGCGGUGGGUGACUGUCCAUGUUCAUGGCCAGGAAGUCCUGUCAGAGGAGACAGUGCAUCUAGGAGCAGAGCCUGAGUCACCUAGUGAGCUGCAGGAUCCCGUGCAAAGCUCGACCCCCCAGCAGUCCCCUGAGGAAACCACACAGAGCCCAGAUCUGGGGGCACCGGCAGAGCAGCGUCCACACCAGGAAGAGGAGCUCCAGCCCCUGCAGGAGAGCGAGGUUCCAGUGCCCCAGGACCCAGACCUUCCUACAGAGAGGAGCUCUGGAGACUCGGAGAUGGUUGCUCUUCUUACUGCUCUAUCACAGGGACUGGUAACGUUCAAGGAUGUGGCUGUAUGCUUUUCCCAGGACCAGUGGAGUGAUCUGGAUCCAACACAGAAAGAAUUCUAUGGAGAAUAUGUCUUGGAAGAAGACUGUGGAAUUGUAGUCUCUCUGUCAUUUCCAAUCCCCAGACCUGAUGAGAUCUCCCAGGUUAGAGAGGAAGAGCCUUGGGUCCCAGAUAUCCAAGAGCCUCAAGAGACUCAAGAGCCAGAAAUCCUGAGUUUUACCUACACAGGAGAUAGGAGUAAAGAUGAGGAAGAGUGUGUGGAGCAGGAAGAUCUGAGUUUGGAGGAUAUACACAGGCCUAUUUUGGGAGAACCAGAAGUUCACCAGACUCCAGAUUGGGAAAUAGUCUUUGAGGAUAGUCCAGGUAGACUUCAUGAAAGAAGAUUUGGUACAAACAUUUCUCAAGUGAAUAGUUCUGCAAACCUUCGGGAAACUACGCCCGUCCACCCACUGUUAGGGAGACACCAUGACUGUUCUGUGUGUGGAAAGAGCUUCACUUGUAACUCCCACCUUGUUAGACACCUGAGAACUCACACGGGAGAGAAACCCUAUAAAUGUAUGGAGUGUGGAAAAAGUUACACGCGAAGCUCGCAUCUUGCCAGGCACCAAAAGGUUCAUAAGAUGAAUGCUCCUUAUAAAUAUCCCCCAAACCGGAAGGAUUUGGAAGCAACCUCCCCUUUGACCCAGGCUGAGAGAACUCCAUCCGUGGAGAAGCCCUAUAGAUGUGAUGAUUGUGGAAAACACUUCCGCUGGACUUCAGACCUUGUCAGGCAUCAGAGGACACAUACAGGAGAAAAACCCUUCUUUUGUACUAUUUGUGGCAAAAGCUUCAGCCAGAAAUCUGUGCUAACAACACACCAAAGAAUCCACCUGGGAGGCAAACCCUACUUGUGUGGAGAGUGUGGCGAGGACUUCAGUGAGCACAGGCGGUACCUGGCACACCGGAAGACGCACGCAGCUGAGGAGCUCUACCUCUGCAGCGAGUGCGGGCGCUGCUUCACCCACAGCGCAGCGUUCGCCAAGCACCUGCGAGGACACGCCUCCGUGAGGCCCUGCCGAUGCAACGAAUGUGGGAAGAGCUUCAGUCGCAGGGACCACCUCGUCAGGCAUCAGAGAACACACACUGGGGAGAAACCGUUCACGUGCCCUACCUGUGGAAAAAGCUUCAGCAGAGGGUAUCACUUAAUUAGGCAUCAGAGGACCCACUCAGAAAAGACCUCCUAGCUAGGCCCCCAGGUGAGGAGAUCUGCUUUCAGCCCUCACCUAAGGGAGGUGAGGAACAGGAAGAGCCCUCUUGUCAGCCUGGGAAGACCUUUUCUAGGGAGUCUCCCUGACCUGCCCAAAUCCAACAUCACCUCUUCCCGCAACUAAAUACAAGCCUGGGCAGAACCUCUCAGCCUUCUACACCUUGAGAUGUUUCAUCCAAAGUACAACCUGAAUUGAAGCUUCCCCUUCACUAGAGUGUGGCUGCCUCUAUCUCAUGGUUAUAAAGUAGGAGAAUUAAAAGAUUUAAGAGGUUGUGGUUACUAUAUUGUCCAAAACAUAGGCUGUUACAUAUCCUAAAGACUGCUUAACAGCCUCGAGUUGAAAGUGGCCAAGGACAGCCCCUUAGGUUUGGGAAGGGACCAGCCUGAAGGAUUCUGUCUUUAGAGGGCUCAAGUCUUAAAGCACACAGCUCUGAACUCAAGACAGGAGGUUUGCGUCCUGAUGGCUUUGCCACAUAUUCACAGGAUGACUGUACAAACCCCUUGCUGUCUGAUUCCCUUCUUACCAUGCACUUUCCUUUGAUGCUGAGGAGAAAUGGAAGCAGGCAAAAAAAAAAAAAAAAUCUCAAGGCUGCUUCAGGUCGACCUUGUCAAGCUGCUCCCUCCCCCAAUGUCAAAUUGUUAUCAGGUGCCAAACACUGCUAGAAAGGAGGGCCUGGUCGGAAGCCUCUUUACAUAUGAGUUUUGGUUUUGUUUUUAAUAUUUUUUCCUAUUAAAAUACUCAUGCAUUUAACCUUCCCAUUAUUCAGCCAGUCUCUUGGUUUCGUCCCUAGCACUUCUACUACAAGUGAGGUGGUAGCAUUGAGUGCUUACUGAGCAAAGCACAAUUCAGUCAGAAUGAAAUCAUUCGCAUUCCCUCAUAUGCACAAGCCCACCCACCCCUCCAUACCCCCUUCACAGGGGUGGUGUGAGUAAGGGGAUUUGGGAACAGUGUCAGCUUACAAAGGCACUAUAACAAUUACAGAAUCAUGAUAGCCAUGGGUCACUUCAUUUACAUGAAGACAACUGGAGAACAACUAAGACCAAAUUAUGGAAAAUAAGAAAAAGCUGUUGCUGGCGAGACCAUCAAGACUAUUCUGACACCCUGUCCCCAUCAUCCCUGGCCUGAGUACUCUGACAUCAUGGGAAAUGUUGAACCCCAGAACCUGGGACCCUGAGGAAUUCACCAGGAGUAAAUAGCUUUCAUGUA
This is a messenger RNA of Callithrix jacchus (white-tufted-ear marmoset), 12630 nucleotides long. Lineage: Eukaryota; Metazoa; Chordata; Mammalia; Primates; Cebidae. The record is from RefSeq and is a predicted model, not a curated record.